Molecule: messenger RNA, 985 nt
Organism: Phragmites australis (common reed)
Lineage: Eukaryota; Viridiplantae; Streptophyta; Magnoliopsida; Poales; Poaceae
Exons: 2
Coding region: 65-577 (170 amino acids)
Source: RefSeq, a predicted model, not a curated record
CCGGCUAUCUCCUCCUCCCCUCCCCUCCCCUCCCCCGUCCCGUCUCUUCGCAUCGGCGUCGAGAAUGGCGGCUGCGCUGUGGACGCUGGUGGCGUUGGCGGUGGCGGCUGGCGAAGCGGCGGCGCCGGCGCCGGCGGAGUCGGCUCACAAGGUGCUGGAGGCGCACGGUCUACCGCGGGGGCUGCUCCCUGCAGGGAUCGCGGCGUUCCGGUACAACGCGAGCAGCGGGCGGUUCGAGGCCGCGCUGGAGGCGCCGUGCACCGCGCGGUUCGAGGUCCGGAUGCGGUUCAACGCCACUGUGGCCGGGGUCAUCAGCUACGGCCGGAUCGCGUCCAUCUCCGGGGUCGCCGCGCAGGACCUCUUCAUGUGGUUCCCCGUCCGCGGCAUCCACGUCGACAUCCCCUCCACCGGCGUCAUCUACUUCGACGUCGGCGUCGUCUUCAAGCAUUUCCCGCUCGCCAUCUUCGACGCGCCGACGCCCUGCACGCCCGACCCGCUCCUCCUCCGCACGACCCCGCAGCGGCUGGGGGACGGCGACGUGGACGGAUUGGUCGCCGGCGGCGCGGUGUCGCAAUGAUGGAACGAUCCGACGGUGUUCGCCUAGUCAGAACCAGAAGCGCAGUUUUGAGACAAGGAGCUGAUCGGCCAAUCGGUCGCCGCGGCAUUCCUUCUUCUUCUUCUCUCUCUCUCCCUUUUUUUUUUUUUUUUUUUUUUUUUUUUUGCUUCUCCUACUCUGUUCUUGUUGUCGUUCAUGUCCGUGUCCGUUGCGGGCGGAAGCUGCCGGCCGGCAGCCACGGCGGGCACGGAGAAAGCUGCCGAUUCGGCAGACGGCGACGGGGGACGCAUGUUCGCUCGCGCUAGCUGCGUGUCCUCCUUCUGUACCUCCUCAUGCUCCGGUGGCCGUGUUGGCGAUCGCCGGUGAUACUUUUUCGCGGCAAUAGAUGGUUCUUGUACAUGUCAAGUCCUGAAAUUAUGAUUACUCCUA